Messenger RNA from Cricetulus griseus (Chinese hamster), 1668 nucleotides. The record is from RefSeq and is a predicted model, not a curated record. NCBI's taxonomy places the organism in Eukaryota, Metazoa, Chordata, Mammalia, Rodentia, Cricetidae.
AAAUGCGGUAGGCGGGGUGGGUUUUUUUCAAACUGAUGGCGGCCGAGCUCCUGCGGCUCUGACACGCUCAGUCACCUCGCUCUCUCGUCGGGCUUAGCGGAGGCGGCGGAGCUUGGACCCACUCGCGGCCAACCAUGGGCCCGCGCCGCAAGCCGAGGACCCCGAGAAGGCGCCCCUCCAGCCCGGUCCCCGGACCCUCGCGACGCAGCUCCCGUCCAGGUAAGAGGCGGAAAUUUCUGUGGCUUAAGGAGAUAAAGAAACUGCAGAGGAGCACCGACCUCCUGCUAAGGAAGCUUCCUUUCAGCCGAGUUGUAAGAGAAAUAUGUGGGAAAUUCACUCGAGGUGUGGACCUAUGUUGGCAAGCCCAAGCCUUGUUGGCCCUUCAAGAGGCAGCAGAAGCAUUUCUAGUUCACCUCUUUGAGGAUGCCUAUCUCCUCACCUUACAUGCCGGCAGAGUCACUAUCUUCCCCAAGGACAUACAGCUCACCAGGAGGAUCCGAGGCAUUGAGGGAGGACUUGGCUGAGCUGGCAGUGUGCUGUGUGUCCGUAAGUCUUUCCUGCUCGAAAGCCUACACGUGGGACCUUCUGGAGCCACAGUGAGCCCAGUGGUGUCUGAGGAGCUGCCUGGACUCAGCUGGUUUUGAACAACAUGUACUUGUUGCCCUUUAAACUUUCUUUCUGAAGAAAAGACUGUAGCUUUUCUCUGUGACAGAGAGGAAAGAAAGGACCAUCUGCAUAUGCCCAUGGACAUGAGUGUUUGCAGACCACAGGUCAACUUUGGGGUGUGAACAGCUCAACCAUAUAACUGUUUAAGGGUUUUGGACACACGAGAUCUGCCGUGUUAGGAGGGGAUGUUGUUAUGUUAGUCUUUCUGGUCUAUGUACAUCUUUUACCAUAUGUUUAUUUGUACUUUCAUUUAAAAUAUAAGGGAGGAAAAUCUGGGUGAAAUGUUUGAAUCUGUUGUAUGGAGAGCCCUGGCAGUUCCUUGUUAGUGCCUGUCAACAAACAUGCAGCUUUUCAAAACCAAACUAGAAUUGAUUACAAAUCUUCCUUCCCUUCCAUGCUAGGGCUUGAAUCCAAAGCUUUGUACAGGCUAAGUGUGGACUAUACUGUUGAGCCAUAUCCAUAGCCUGAAAUGAACAGUCUUUCUAAUUCCUACCAGUAAAUGCCUAUCAAUAUCAUCCAGAAAGCCUGUCAUAGAACUGGACAUUUUAUUCUAAGCUGUAAAUCAUAUAAAAUGUAUCCUAUCAGUCUGGAGUGUUAAAAUGUGUUUUCAGUAUUUUUACAGGAGUUUCUUUUUAGCUUAUUUGGGGAGAUGUAAUAAAAAAUUUCUUAAUGAAAAAUUAAAGUUACUGUCCUAGGUGUUACAAGCCUUUUUAGUAAAUAUUGAGCUCGUUUUUUACACCAUUUGAAACAGCCAAAAUGUAAACAAGAGAUGUGAGUGGUUCGGAUUUGCCACCGAUGAGGUGAACACACACAAAAUUUGCUCUUUUGUUGGCAGUAAAAGAAAUGUAAGAGGUUUCCAGAAAAAUAGGCCACAAUGCUCUUGGACUUGAGGUGAAAACAGCUGUGAGCACUAAACAGUCUGUGCUAUUGAUGGAGACAUGUCAGCUGAUUGAACUGGAGUUCCAGGUUUUGCUAUUUAAUAAACUUUACCCUUUGCAAGCA